AUGGGAUCAGUAUUCCAACAAAAAUCUACUAUACAAAAAUUACUUGAUGAUAAUUCACAAUUAAUUUCAUUAAUUCUUGAUUUACAAUCUAAAGGAAAACAAAUCGAAUGUCUUGAAUAUGAACGAACAUUAUAUCGUAAUUUAAUUUAUUUAAUUCAAUUCGAUCCAUCAACAUCUCAUCAUCCAAAUAAUCUACCACCACCAGAUGCAUUUAUUCAAACACAACAACAACCGUUGAUAAAUGGAAAUAUGCCUCCACAAACUCAAUCUGAUCAAAUCUAUAGAACACAAACAAAUACUCUAAACCAAACUGCUCAUCAUUCCAAUACAAGUUUAUAUCCUUUAUCUACAUCUACAAAUUCAUCAGUUGAACAACAACAUUCGUCUAAUUCAUCAAUUUCAUCUCAUUCAAAUCCAGUAAAUAAAUCUACAAUAUCUCAACAACGAUUACCAUAUUUACAACAAGGACGUAUUCUUAAUAGUAAUACAAUGGAUUCAUCCUAUUCACAAUCUUAUAUUCCACAACAACAUUCAUAUUCAAUACAACAAAAUGGUUAUGGACAAUAUCCAAUGUAUCAUCAGCAACAAAAUCCGCCACUUCAAUCAAAUUCUUCAACUAAUACACAAAAUAUUAUUUCAAAUCAACAAAUUAUGAAUAAUAAUUAUAAUGAACAACAACAAAGAUAUUAUCCACAACAAAAUUAUCUUAUGCAACAACAAUGGCAAAAUCAAUCGCGUAUGCCCAUGCAACAACAACAACAGUAUACAUCGUCCUAUCCACAACAAGUACCACCUCAAGCUUGA
Messenger RNA from Rotaria sordida, 804 nucleotides. NCBI's taxonomy places the organism in Eukaryota, Metazoa, Rotifera, Eurotatoria, Philodinida, Philodinidae. The record is from the annotation of a GenBank genome assembly.